AUGGAAAUAGAUGGUCAUCAGUCUGAGUUGGACUCAGUAGAAGUUACAGAACCUCAGGAAAUUCAAACACACCACAGAUGUAAUAUUGUGGCGUUCCUGAAGAGAAACACUUUUGUUAUUCUCACAGUUACAGCUGUUGCAUCAGGAAUUGGUCUGGGCUUUGCUCUACGACCCUUAAACAUGUCAGACAGGGAUGUAAGAUACUUAAUGUUUCCUGGAGAGCUGCUGAUGAGAAUCCUGCAGAUGCUGAUGCUUCCUCUCAUCGUUUCAAGUCUGAUUUCAGGCACGUCAUCUGUGGACAGGAAAGCUUAUGGGAGAAUUGGACUGAGGGCAAUUUGCUACUACAUGCUCACCACACUUAUUGCUGCAUUCACUGGCAUCGUUUUAGCCGUUAUCAUCCAGCCAGGGAACUGGUCCAGGAACCCCUCAGCCUCCUCUGGUGGUAGAGCGGAGGCUGUGCAGAGCGUGGACGCUGUUCUAGAUCUAAUCAGAAACAUGAUCCCCUCAAAUCUGGUUGAAGCUUGUUUCAGAAAGUUUAAAACUGUUUAUUCCAGGAGUGUUUCUUCAGGAUUUAAUAUCACUGAGGCCAAUAACACUGUGCCAGUGCCCGGCUCGUCAGAUGGUAUGAAUAUGUUGGGGCUGUUGGUCUUCUCUGUUGCCUUCGGCCUCAUUCUGGGCAGCAUGGAGUCUCAGGGAAAACCUCUGAGGGAUUUCUUUGACUGCCUUAAUAAAGCUGUUAUGCAUCUGGUCAACAUAUUCAUCUGGGUACUCCCUGUAGGAAUCUUCUUCCUGCUGGCAGGUCAGGUUGUGAAGAUGACAGAUACAGGAGAGAUGGGCCAGGAAGUAGCGAUGUAUAUUCUCACUGUGAUUGCUGGCCUGCUAAUUCACAGUUUCCUCACUCUGCCCCUCAUCUACUUUUCUGUCACACGGAAGAAUCCCUUCAGACUCAUGAGUGGUGUUCUGCAGGCUCUCGCCACUGCCUUUGGGACUUCAUCAAGCUCUGCAACUUUACCUGUAACUCUGCACUGCAUGGAGGUCAAUCACAGCAUGGACAAACGGGUGACCCGCUUCAUGCUGCCUACUGGCGCCACUAUGAACAUGGAUGGUGCAGCACUCUAUGAAGCAGUGGCAGCUUUAUUCAUAACCCAGCUACAUAAUAUGAAUUUUGACCUCGGUCAAAUAAUCAUCCUCAGUUUGAUUGUUACAGCUGCGAGCACCGGUGCGGCAGGCAUCCCACAGGCUGGACUGGUUUCCAUGGUGAUAGUGUUGUCAUCCGCUGGACUGCCAACUGAAAACAUAUCCCUGCUUAUAAUGGUUGAUUGGAUUCUUGAUCGUUUGAGGACAACCACCAACGUCCUGGGAGACUGUAUUGGUGUCGGUGUAGUUCAACAUCUGUCCAGACGUGAGCUACAGAGCUCCGGGCCUGCAGGAGAAAGAUUGAUGGAAGAAAACCUCCAUCUAUGAGUUUCAUGAUACUUGACAGCAUCGAUUUCAAUAAGCUAUGAUUCGUGAAAGCAAAAUUACUAAUCAAACCAAACUUAUCAGAAAAAGUCUGAGAAAUAUUUGACAUGUAUUCAUUUGACAUGCUUUGGCUUCACGUUUGAUCAGCUUGCAGUCUGUCGGCCAAGAUUAUCUACAGUCUGUGAUGUAUCUUAGCACAUAACCCACUGUAGUGGUUAGGGGCUUUCACAGGGAACACUCUGCCACCACCUGGUGGUAGGACAGUCAGUGACCCAGUUACAUAUGCUAUUCAUAUAGGCCUAUAUUGAACUUUUAAUAUUUUAUGGUGCAACAUUUUAUGGAAUCAAACACAGCACAAUGCUUGACUGUAACUGAAACUAUUUUGGUGUGUGUUUAGUCUGCAAAAAGCUUAUGGUUUAUUGAAUAAAAACUGAACUGAUCAGAA
This is a messenger RNA of Hippoglossus stenolepis (Pacific halibut), 1906 nucleotides long. Its product is annotated as excitatory amino acid transporter 1-like. The transcript has 10 exons. Lineage: Eukaryota; Metazoa; Chordata; Actinopteri; Pleuronectiformes; Pleuronectidae. Gene Ontology annotation, cellular component: plasma membrane. Gene Ontology annotation, molecular function: neutral L-amino acid transmembrane transporter activity; glutamate:sodium symporter activity; L-glutamate transmembrane transporter activity. The record is from RefSeq and is a predicted model, not a curated record. Bases 1 to 1464 code for a protein of 487 amino acids. Gene Ontology annotation, biological process: L-glutamate transmembrane transport.